This is a messenger RNA of Diaporthe batatas, 1171 nucleotides long. RefSeq lists its product as uncharacterized. The record is from RefSeq and is a predicted model, not a curated record. The coding region runs from base 180 to 1019 and encodes 279 amino acids. NCBI's taxonomy places the organism in Eukaryota, Fungi, Ascomycota, Sordariomycetes, Diaporthales, Diaporthaceae. The transcript has 3 exons.
CACCCUUCACAGGUGAAUUCACACCAGUUGACUCCACCACCCUGGUCAGUCACCAUUCCUUUGACUCCAGACUUGCUAAUAAGUACAAGAGAAGCCCAUGAAAAAAACCACAGAGCACAGCAAUCUCGAUUUAAGAAACUCCACUCGCAGAAUCUCUCGACCAAACCAUCGACGUCGCUAUGGCUGCACCACUCCAGCUCAGUCUGAGAGACUCUGACCCAUGGGCUGUCGCAAAGCAGGCGUUUGACCUGAUCAGCGAUUACGUCCAACCAGACAGCUCGGUUUCCCCAGGAGACAUCGCCCAGCAGCUGAACAGCCUGACUCCAGGGCAGCGAGUGCUCCAGGAUGGAGAGAACGCCGAGGAGCCUGUCAGCUUCCUGCUGGAGUUCUGGGAGACGCUUGUCUGCAUCGCGCGGCAGAUCCCAUACGACCACCCAUCCCAAGAACGCAUGGUGAAAUUGAUGGCCAGUCUGGAUGAGCUAUCUUCACAGUCGACCGAGGCAGCCUCUAAUGGCUCGGGAUCAAUCUGGCGGUAUUUCAACGAGCUAAGCAACGUCCUUGAUGAUACGUGGAAUGAACCCACAGAAAUGGAGGAUAGUUUCGAGCCGUUCCAGGAAUGGGUAAAUCUCAACUCAUUCGUCGCUCGCUUGUUCGGAGACGGGCUCAUAGACUGGGACAACUACGCAUGUUGGACCCUGAGAGACUCCCUCGAGGCCCAAGAUGCCACCACCAAGGACCUCAGAGAAUCUCGCCUCGCAGCAGCAACUCAGUGGUUCACGCAUGCUGCCCUGGCUCUUUUUAAGGUCAUGCGUGAGAAGACGGCCACCGAGUCCAACCACAUGUAUCUGAGGAGUCCCGUAUUCAGCGGAGACAAGGUGAUUUCGUUGGAGCGGUGGAAUUUCUGGAAGGAACAGCUCCAAAAGGUGCAGGGGAAAGACACUGGCCCCGAACAAAAGCAAAUUGCUUCACAGGCCGUUGGGGCUAUGGACGAUGCCGAGGCUCGGUAUGGGCAAGGAUGAGCACGAGACGUCUUCAUGGCCUGGGGACACAGCGGUCUGAUCAUCGCAACAGCGAGGGGAAAUUUGGUUGAUGAUCGGCCCCAGCGACCAAUUUGGUGUCCCCGCUUCCUGGAGACACAGCCGGAAAAUGACAAAAUCAAUAUUAUUCAUAU